AUGUCUGGAGGUCACGCAGAAAGCCUCAUUAAAAACAUUAUUGGUGACAUAGUGCGGGAGUGUGCGGUGAGAGGACAUGCGGUGUCUGAAACUCUGGUGGCUUUCAUGGUGAAAGCUGUGGUGCUGGACCCUAGAAAUGGCUUUAAUGUGUCACUGAUUUGCUCUUCACAGCUGUGUCUGGAUAAACUGAUGGAGAAGUGCAGCCCGUCCCUCGACACAAUCAAGAUGCAGGUGUAUUUUGAUUUGAAUUACACCUCCAGACGAGAGUUCCUGGAGGAUAUCCACCAGGUGAUGGAGUCCAAGCUGAGCUCAGUGAGCAGAGAGAUCACAGACAGCAGGGUGAAAACACGGGAAGAGUUAGAAGCAUUGUACCGCAAAGUUGUAACGUACAUCCUGCUGCGCUCCGGCGUGGGCUCCCCCGCAGACGUCAACACUGUGAACGAGGCUACAGCUGCCCUGCAGAGCGUCUUCCCUCACACUGAGCUGGGAGCCUUCAUGGUCCUCCUGAAGAGAGACAAAGAGCUGCAGCUCAAAGAGCUCACCAUGACCGUCACAGGGAUCCGACUCUUCAACAAGGCCGGAAAGAAAGGAGAGCAGGAGACUGACCUCGAUAAACUAAUGCCUGCAGCUCUGACUGAAGCUCUUCCAGCCAUCAGUACGAGCUUAGAGAACGAGCUGAAAAUCUCUCAGAGUUUGGCCUGGAGAUACACGGCUGUGCUGGAGAAGCUGACGCACCCUGACUGUCGUUCUGCAGAGCGUGAUGUUCCCAUGGUGUUACUGAAACAGGCUCUCUACAACGUCAGGCAGCAUGAAGGUUUCCUCAGGAUGUUAUUGGCUGAUGCUUGUUUAUGUGCCAAACACGCAGAGCUCCUGCAGGCUGAGUUCUCCUCAAACAUGAAGCUGCUGAAAGAAACUGUGAAGUCAAAGGCAGCUGUACCCACUGCAACAGUGUUUCCGCUGUUUAAGGCUCUGCCUAAGCUGUGGUCGGGACUCCAGGACGAGGCCGAGCUACUGAACAUCCUCAAUAACAUCAGCAUCAACCUGCAGCCCUUCAUCGCCUCGCAGGCCAAGAUCUUCUCUGAAGCUCAUUUAGACGGUCUGUUGGAGUCCUCCGAGGUGAAGGCAGAUGAGCAGAGGAUGAUCGAGUCCUCGGGUGAGCGAAUCGAUCCAGGUGAGAUGAAGUCACACAAUUGGCUCCUCCCUGAAACUACAGCCAGCUUUAACGAGCUGCCACUGCAGUAUAACGGAGUCUGUGGAUACACUGUGGUGACCAGAGACGGACUCCUACUACCAGGUAAUCCUCACAUCGGAGUCCUCAAACACAAAGAGAAGCUCUAUGUUUUCAGCUCCAAAGACGCUGCGGUAAAAUUUGCCUCCAGUCCAGAAGAGUUCAUUGAAGAGGUGGCUGAGAAAGCAAAGCUCUCACCUGAACUUAUUCAGCUCCUCAAACUGCACCAACAGUUCUCCUGCGUCAGUCCGUACCCUGAGAUGCAGCCAGGUGAAGGUUUACUGGUGAAUCCGAUCACCAACUGUGAGAGUGGCACACAGACCGACAUCCACCCACUGGAGACGAACAUGGACAAGUCGUACGAGUGGAACGAGGGGGAGGUGCGAAGAAAAGCUAUCAAACUGCUGAGCCUUAAUGCUGAUCUCUUGAGCAAAGCGACCCACUCAACACAGACCGAUAUGAGCCACAUGAGACGAGAAAACACGACCCAGACGUGGCUGCCAAAGAACGCCGUCUGCCAGAGUAAGAGAGAUGGUAAGAGCAGCGUGCCCAAACCUCAGACCUACCUGACAGGACUGGGAGGACAGAGAGACGGACACGUGGUCAAAACCAACCUGACCAGACCUGUGGACGAUUAA
Labrus bergylta (ballan wrasse) is the source of this 1866-nucleotide messenger RNA. Lineage: Eukaryota; Metazoa; Chordata; Actinopteri; Labriformes; Labridae. The record is from RefSeq and is a predicted model, not a curated record.